This is a messenger RNA of Vicia villosa (hairy vetch), 666 nucleotides long. RefSeq lists its product as uncharacterized. The record is from RefSeq and is a predicted model, not a curated record. Gene Ontology annotation, molecular function: RNA-DNA hybrid ribonuclease activity; nucleic acid binding. Lineage: Eukaryota; Viridiplantae; Streptophyta; Magnoliopsida; Fabales; Fabaceae. Bases 1 to 666 code for a protein of 221 amino acids. The transcript has a single exon.
AUGCAACUGCAAUGCACCUUCCUAUGGAAAAUCUGGAACGCUCGCAAUAACUGUGUGUUCAAUGGAAAGAGGGAGGACCCUGCCAGAGUAGCCUUUGAUACAGCUGAGGUUAUUAGGGAGUUCAACCAUGCCAACCCAGAAUUAGCCAGGAAGAAGAAGAUUUCGACGGCAGAUCAGAUUUCCAGUCCUGAGGUAGGAGUGUCCAUUGUUCAGGUUGAUGCAGGCUGCUAUGACAAUGGAACUAUGGCCAUGGGAUGUGUGGUGAAAGUGGAGGGCAUGCGAGUGUCUUUGUCAGCUUGUAGACGAGAGCAGUUGUUGGUGAACCCUACUGUUGCUGAAGCAAUGGCCAUAAGGUGGGCGCUUUCUCUGAUGCAAUCCAUUCAUCUUGACAAUGCGGUGCUCCAAUCCGAUGCUCUUAGUGUUAUUGAUAGCAUUUGGGGACUGUCUUACAUUGCUGAUUUGGAGCCAAUUGUGGCUGAUUGUAAACAUUUACUUGCUUGUUUUAGGAAUGUUACUGUCUCUUUUGUAGGUAGAAGUGGUAAUGUUGAUGCUCACCAUAUGGUGGGCGUUGGCAGAACUUUAGGUAACAAAACUUGGAUUGGGUGUAUCCCUACCGUGGCCUCUGGUCCCUCUUGUAAUCGUUCGGUGGUUGUGCCGGUUUCGUAA